AUGGUGCUUGAGUCGUCAAUCAAGGGGCCGACAAAGAAAAGGAGAUUGUGGAUUAAGAGCACCGAAAAUUCUAAGAACGAAGACAAGCGGACUAAUACAAAAGUAGGCACCAAGACGACAGUCAGCACUAGGAAGAAAGGUGAACCCAAGAAGAAAAGGGUUAAUAAGGAAAGCAAGAACGAGCCAAUUCCGCUACUUGUUCCUAUCGAGGCAGUUCGUAUCGAGGAACCUCGUAUCCAGGAACCUCGUAUCCAGCAACCUCGUAUCGAGGAAGAAGAACAAAACAAUGUGGAAAUGACACAGGAUAUAUUCCUUGCUUAUUUUAGAUUAGUAAAGAAAUCCGAGUUCUUAGCAAUGAAAAAGAAAUUACUGAAAGACAAAGAAGAAGCACAAAAAGAACAUAAAUAUGCCCUGAGAAGCAAGUUAUACAAGAGACGGAACUUCUGGACACCUGUAGAUAGAAAAGAGUACGUCGUGAAAAAGGAAAUUUGGGUAGUAGUAGAGUUGAUUGAAGUCAUUAUUUUCUAUUGUGUAUUUACGCUUUGUGAAGGUUCUUUGGGAUUGGGAAUUUUAAUUUCUAUGGUAUGUUCCCAUGGGAAUGAUUAUUUUCACUCUUUUAUGGUGUUGCAAUGUUAA
This is a messenger RNA of Gryllus bimaculatus (two-spotted cricket), 636 nucleotides long. The record is from the annotation of a GenBank genome assembly. NCBI's taxonomy places the organism in Eukaryota, Metazoa, Arthropoda, Insecta, Orthoptera, Gryllidae.